Molecule: messenger RNA, 3741 nt
Organism: Clupea harengus (Atlantic herring)
Lineage: Eukaryota; Metazoa; Chordata; Actinopteri; Clupeiformes; Clupeidae
Gene: clpxa
Product: caseinolytic mitochondrial matrix peptidase chaperone subunit Xa
Cellular component (GO): mitochondrial matrix
Molecular function (GO): ATP hydrolysis activity; protein dimerization activity; zinc ion binding
Source: RefSeq, a predicted model, not a curated record
CACCCCCACUUUGCGUCCUGACAAGCUAGUGAAAAUUGCAUCUUAAAGACCCAGCAGAGAUGCAGCGGUGCUGAGGGCACGUCAAAGAUAUUUUUUGUACAACCUAUAGUUGAGUUGACAUCUCUAGUUUUUAACAGAUACGUUAAAAAAUAACUCGGAUAGUUACCCUAAAGAUACUGAAAAGUGAAAAAAAACAUACACUGUAUUGAGGGUUUGUACGUCGGACUUUAACACAGCCGUGGAAAAGAGGGGUAGGAACAGAACGUUCCGUAACUCCCACCUGCUAACUAGCUAGCACCCGUGCUGGACAAGUAUGCUUGGAUAAGCUAACGCUAAGCUAGCUAAAUGACCAAAAAGGCAGGUUGUUAAUGCAGAUUGUUAGACAUUUAUUGUAGGUGUUUUUCUUUUUCACCUGAGGAAGGAAUCAUGUCGUGUGCUUGCACAUCUGCGGCAAGACUGCUUCUCAUAAAUUCUGCCCAAAAAGGACUCUCUGGGUCUAGGGUCCAGCUGCUUUCUAAACGCAGACCUAGCGGACACGAGGCCCGGCUGACACGCAGAAUCCCGGUCCGGUCGUUCUCUGAGACCUCGGUGUAUUUUGCCUCAAAGGACAGCACGACAAAGAAUGGUACAGGAGAAGGAGGAAAAAAAUCUCUGAGCGACGGCAGCGGAAAGCGCUCUGGUUCGGGAACCACUGGCAAAGGCGGCAGCCAGCUCCGCUGUCCCAAGUGUGGGGACCUCUGCACUCAUGUGGAAACGUUUGUCUCCUCCACACGCUUUGUGAAGUGUGAGAAGUGCCAUCAUUUCUUUGUGGUGUUGUCUGAGACGGACUCUAAGAAAAGCCUGAAGGAACAGGAGACCGCUGCAGAGGCAGUGAAAUUCGCCUUCCAGCAGAAACCGCCCCCACCCCCUAAGAAGAUCUAUGCCUAUCUGGAUAAGUAUGUUGUUGGCCAGUCCCAUGCUAAGAAGGUGUUGUCUGUGGCGGUCUACAAUCACUACAAAAGAAUCUACAACAACAUCCCUCCAACCACUCGAAAGCCUACCGAAACGGAGAAACAUACCUCCAUUACGCCCCGGGAGAUAGAGAUAAGAAGACGAGAAGAUGAAUACCGUUUCACAAAGCUGUUACAGAUCGCUGGCAUCAGUCCCCACGGCAACGCGCUGGGGGCCUCCGUGCAGCAGCAGGGGGCGCAAGCGAGCGCUCAGGAGCAGCGGGGCGGGGACGUGCUUGACACCACCCCCACUGAAAUCAAACUGGAGAAGAGCAACAUCAUACUUCUAGGCCCCACAGGCUCAGGUAAGACCCUGCUGGCCCAGACGCUGGCGAGGUGUCUGGAUGUGCCCUUUGCCAUCUGCGACUGCACCACUCUCACACAGGCCGGCUACGUCGGCGAGGACAUCGAGUCCGUCAUCGCCAAACUCCUGCAGGAUGCCAACUACUUGGUGGAGAAGGCCCAGCAAGGCAUCGUGUUCCUGGACGAGGUGGAUAAGAUAGGCAGCGUGCCAGGAAUCCACCAGCUGAGAGACGUGGGUGGAGAGGGGGUCCAGCAGGGCUUGCUGAAACUGCUAGAGGGAACCGUGGUGAACGUGCCAGAGAAGAACUCCAGGAAGCUGAGGGGGGAGACUGUCCAGGUGGACACGACCAACAUCCUGUUUGUGGCGUCUGGGGCCUUUAACGGCCUGGAUCGCAUCAUCAGCAGGAGAAAGAAUGAGAAGUACCUGGGCUUCGGCACGCCCUCCAACAUGGGCCAGGGUCGCCGGGCGGCAGCCGCUGCUGAUCUGGCCAAUAGCAGUGGUUCUGAGACGAGCGCGGUGGAGCUUGAGCUGCAGGAGAAGGACCGCCUCCUCCGUGGCGUGGAGGCGCGUGACCUCAUCGACUUUGGCAUGAUCCCGGAGUUUGUGGGCAGGCUGCCCGUGGUGGUGCCCCUGCACAGUCUGGACGAGGAGACACUCGUGCAGAUCCUCACCGUACCCCAAAAUGCGGUGAUACCCCAGUACCAGGCCCUCUUCAGCAUGGAUAAGUGUGAGCUGAAUGUGACUCCUGGUGCUCUGAGGGCUAUCGCCAGACUGGCUCUGGAGAGGAAGACUGGAGCUCGAGGGCUCAGAUCCAUAAUGGAGACGCUGCUGCUGGAGCCCAUGUUUGAAGUGCCUCAGUCGGACAUCAUGGCAGUGGAGCUGAAUAAAGAGGUCGUCCAGGGGAAAGCCUUGCCCGGUUAUAUCAGGACUCCGGCAAAAGACUCCACAGAAGAGGAGUAUGAUUCGGGCGUAGAGGAGGAGAACUGGCCCAGAAUGGCUGAUGCAGCAAAGAACUAACUAAUAACGCACAUGCACACGCACACGCACACGCACAUGUAUGCACAAACCUGGUUGGAAAGCAGAACACAUACUUCUUGAAAACGUCAUCCUUCAUUGUAAAUAACCUAUGGACUGUAUACUACCCUGUCCCUUACAGAAGGGAUACAAUAAUGUUACCUAGAAACUGAUUAUGACUCAAAUGACAUUGAGUUCAGGUGGAAUUAGUGCGAUCUUUGCUGGAAAGUUUAUGCCAUGGAAAAAAACAAGCGUAGAUAUUGAAGUUGGGAGUUCACCGAGAUUAUUCCUAACUACCUCUGUUUAUAGAGGACUGUUAAUGUCUACUGUUGUAAAGAUGUAAAGAGCAUUUUAUUUGUUGACUAGAAAAAAAAGUAAUCAUUAUUUGAGAACUAAAUAUACAUUGAGUCUCUUUUUUUUUUUUUUAAUAACUCUUUUAAAGCUUGCCUAUUACACAGGAAAGCAGUGAUGUUAUGUCAGUGGAAUGUAACCACUAUCUGAUCUGAUGACUUGAGUUAAUCUCCUACUGGUGAAACCAUUAGUGUUUAAAGACUUAACCUAAAGGAGUCAACAUGCCUUUGUAUGUUGGCAUAUGAGAUUAUGGUUUGUACAAGGGAAGUACUCAUACCGGUAUGUGGACUUUUGUAUCGCUCAUAUUUGAAGCUUUGGUGAGAAAAGGGGGCAGACAACCAGUAUUCAUUCUCAUGGCUAAUUCUGUCUGUUUAGCAUCUGCAGAGAGUUAGCUCUUUGUGUGUCCAGUCUUCAGCUCCCAUCCAGACGGACAGGUUCCCAGUGUGAUGCUCAGGGUUGGGGAGUAGCUAGUUACAGGUAACAGAGUUAUGGAUUACAAAGUAAAACUUACCAUUUUAAUGGUAAAAAGCUUUAAAGUUUAUAUGUAGAAUAUCACAUUCAUUUUUUUGCUUUGCAUCUUUUCGUAGUCUUGACAGGCUCCAUUUGGCAUUAUGCACCUUGCAUCAAAGAGUAAGGAAAAAGUAUAACAUCAAAUGUUAUAAGUUACAUUAGGUUGAUGAAGUAAUUGAAAUAGUUACAUUAUGCAUUACAUUAGCAAAUAGUCAUCUGUAUCCUAUUACAUUUCAAACGUAACCUUCCCAACCCUGGUGAUGCUGUAUGAUCAAAGCUGCUGUCUGGAUUCUGUUUGAUUUUCCCACCAGUCACAACCCUGUAGUCAUCUCUCAGUGAGACUGUUUGUAGGAUAUGUAGUUACAUGGUCUACAAAAUAAUCUUUUCUUUUUAGUUCAGUGAUUUGGUGUUACCAACGCUCCUUUUCUAAUAGUAGAGAGAAAUGCAGUUUUAAUAAUGAGCCCGUCACCUGUUUGGGUGUCAGCUCUUAGGCCUCCAGACACUCUCACCUGUGCAGAAGAAUAUCUGUAUAUCUCAAGAUGUAAACUUGUUUAAAUAAACAGUAAUAUAAUA